CACUGCUCUUCUCAUACAAACACCUCGUUACUUGUAAAUGGCGAUUUCGAUUAUCGUAUCAAGGCUAUUGUUUUCGGCAGUUACGGCGGCAUGUCUCGCAAGUAGCAUUUGCAGUGCUCGAGAUAAGGUGCUGCUCAUGCCACCAGAAAAAAUAGAAGAAAAGUUCACAUUUUACCCGAUACUCCCAUUCGAUACGGCUCAGGCCACACUAAAAAGGUACACGAGAUUCAUUAACAAUGUGCGAGAGGAAAUUGUAAGCGGAGACACGGUCCAUGGCAUACCCAGACUCUACAAUCCCGUCAAAUUGGAAGAAUCUGAUCGGUAUCUUCAGGUGGCGCUCUUUAAUUCUGAUGAGCAGCGCAUCAGUCUGGCAAUAGAUAAAUCUGAUGUUUAUAUUGUCGGUUACCGAACUGAAUAUGAGGCUUGCUUCUUUUCGGAUACUGAUGGCGCAGACACAUCGAGCCUGUUUCCAGGCAUUACGCGUCACCAGCUUCCAUUCAAAAAUGGAUACUCGGGUAUGGAGGAAAUAGCAGGGUCCAGGAGGGAUAUUAGUUUGGGGAUGUCUGAAUUGGAUGAAUGCAUCAAGCAUUUGCACGAUCUUACGGAUAACUCCUCUUUGGCUCGGUGCAUGCUAAUUACCAUUCAAAUGGUUGCAGAGGCUGUCCGCUACAGGAGCCAACAAGGAGGCUCUUGGAGAUGCUCUUACCUACCAACUCCCACCAUGAUCACCUUGGAAGAAAACUGGAAAGAACUGUCCACCAAAAUUCAAGAAUCAGUUGGCGGUGUAAUUUACCCUCCAUUGGUGUUAUCGGAUGCGUCAAACCAGGACGUGACCAUAACCUCAAUCAGUCCAACUUUAGGCCGAAAUAUUGCCGUCAUUCUUUUCGUAUGCGAUUCUUGUACCAACAUCGCAGAACCUACUGUGCAUAUUAUUGGCCGCAACGGUCUAUGCGCUGAUGUGCCAUUUGGGUUUUACUACGAUGGAUUACCGGUUAUCAUGAGGCCAUGUAAGUCUACCGAUAAUGCCAAUUAACUAUGGACUCUGAAAAAAGACGCCACAAUUCGAUCCCAAGGAAAGUGCUUGACAGUAUCCGGUCUUGGAAAUUAUGCGACGAUUCAUGAUUGCAUCAUCAAGUCCGAGUAUUACGGUAACAAGUGGGAGAUAGAGGACAACGGGAAUAUCGUAAAUAAAGAGUCUAAUUUAGCUUUGAAUGCAGGCUCAGGGUAUAGUUGGAGUUAUUUGAAUGUUGAACAAAAAUCAUACUCAUCAAGCCAAGGUUGGAGUUUAAGUAACAGCACAAAACCAAUAGUGACCCCUAUUAUAGGCUACAAGAGUAUGUGUUUGCAAGCAUCACACUAUAAUGGUGUUCAUUUGAGCCGCUGCAGAGACCAAAGUGUUCAACAAUGGGCCAUUUAUCCUGAUGGUACAGUGAGGCCAAGUAUGUCGACUGCAAACUGCCUCGUAUCAAAAUACUUUCCGAAUGGUAAAAUUGCGGUUCAAGAUGUGUGCGAUGGAGGGAAUGGUGAACGAUGGUUAUUCAAUCAUGAUCGCAGUGUUUCUGAUGUGUCCAAUAAAUAUGUUCUGGAAGUAAGAAAAGAUCAGAGAAUAGCAGUUGUGGAACGCUCUGCAGAUACACCUACCACUAGACAGAUCUUCGACAUAAAGUUUGUGUGAGCUGAUCGAAUUACAAGUUCUCAUUGAGAAUCGAAACACCACCUACGGAUGCAUAUGAUGAAUAAGUGAUAGUAAAUCUCACGUAAUAUUGUAAGAGUACUAUAUUAUCGUCUUGUAUAAAGCUGUUUAUCAUUAUCGUCGUUUUCG
This is a messenger RNA of Daucus carota subsp. sativus, 1822 nucleotides long. Its product is annotated as abrin-b. The record is from RefSeq and is a predicted model, not a curated record. NCBI's taxonomy places the organism in Eukaryota, Viridiplantae, Streptophyta, Magnoliopsida, Apiales, Apiaceae. The transcript is spliced from 3 exons. Gene Ontology annotation, molecular function: rRNA N-glycosylase activity. Gene Ontology annotation, biological process: negative regulation of translation.